AUGUUUUUUCGGUUUAUGUGCUGUCUUGUGACUGUGUGGCUGAUCUCUGCUUCAGAUGGGACCUGUCCAGAAUUUCCCCCAGUAGACAAUAGCAUACUUGUUACAAAGGAGGAGGAAGGACAGAUUCUGGGGAUUUACUAUUGUAUCAUGGGCUUCCACCUGGUAGGAAAGAAAGCCCUGUUUUGCAAUGCCUCUAAGGACUGGAAUUCUUCCACCACCAAGUGCCGCUUGGGCCACUGUCCUGACCCUGUGUUGGUGAAUGGCGAGUUAAAUUCUUCUGGGCCUGUGAAUGUAGGUGACAAAAUCACAUUUAAGUGCAAUGACCACUACAUCCUCAAGGGCAGCAAUUGGAGCCGGUGCCUAGAGGACCACACCUGGGCACCUCCCUUGCCUGUCUGCAAAAGUAGAGACUGUGGCCCUCCUGGGAAUCCAGCUCAUGGCUGGUUUGAAGGAAGAAAUUUCACCUCAGGGUCUACCAUUACUUAUUACUGUGAAGAGAGGUACCACUUAGUGGGCACACGGGACCAGCAGUGCAUUGAUGGGGAGUGGAGCAGUGCACUUCCAGCCUGUGAGAUGAUUCAGGAAGCUCCCAAGACUGAGUUUGAGAAGGCACUUCUUGCCUUUCAGGAGAGUAAAGACCUUUGCAAAGCCAUACAGAACUUUACGCAUAAUUUGAAGGAAAGUGGCUUAACGAUGGAAGAAGUAAAAUGGUCUCUGGAGAUGAAGAAAGCUAAGCUGAAGGCAAAAAUGUUGCUGUAA
Cynocephalus volans (Philippine flying lemur) is the source of this 759-nucleotide messenger RNA. It is a transcript of the gene C4BPB, whose product is annotated as complement component 4 binding protein beta. Bases 1 to 759 code for a protein of 252 amino acids. The transcript has 6 exons. The record is from RefSeq and is a predicted model, not a curated record. Lineage: Eukaryota; Metazoa; Chordata; Mammalia; Dermoptera; Cynocephalidae.